Molecule: messenger RNA, 2277 nt
Organism: Rotaria sp. Silwood2
Lineage: Eukaryota; Metazoa; Rotifera; Eurotatoria; Philodinida; Philodinidae
Source: the annotation of a GenBank genome assembly
AUGAAUACAAAUAGUGAAUCUGAUGUAAAUAUAAUACGUUCAGGUACACGUAUACGUGAAAGUAUACGUUGUUUACCAAAAGGACAUUUUCAACAAAUUCGACAAAUGUUUGAUAAACAAUCAUGUUCAACAAUUCAUGAACGACAAUCAAAAUUGAAAUCAUCAUUUCCAUCACAUGUUUUACUUAAAUUGCCUGUUACUGAUGAUGAAAAAUUACAACAUACAACAACAAAUAUCGAUGAUAUUGUCAUAGAAAAUGAUAAAUCAAUUAACGAACAAUAUCUUAGUGACUAUCAAGUACUUCGUACUAAACUUAUGAAUAAAUCAAUUCAACAUUGUUUAUUAUCUUUAAAACAAGAUGAACAAAUAUUGAAUUUAAAUUCAUCAUUAUCAAAUGAAAAUCAGUUUCAUACAGACACACUUUCAUAUACACCGUUAUUAUCUCAACAACUCUUAUCUUCAAUCGAACGUGAAAAAUCCAUAUUAACAUAUAAUCAACGUCGUCUAUUAGUUAUGGCUUCAGCUAUAAAUUAUGCUGAUAGUUAUGAGUCUUCUCCAACAUCAACUCAUUUAAAUCACACACUUUCAUAUACACCGUUAUUGUCUGAACAACUCUUAUCUUCAAUCGAACGUGAAAAAUCCAUAUUAACAUAUAAUCAACGUCGUCAAUUAGUUAUGGCUUCAGCUAUAAAUUAUGCUGAUAGUUAUGAGUCUUCUCCAACAUCAACUCAUUUAAAUCGUCUAGGUAGUACACGUCAAUAUGCUUCAAAUUUACAACGUACAUUAGCUGUACAUGCUAAACCGGUUCUUGUUAAAACUACAUGUAAUGUAGUAAAACAUAAUCCAACAAUAACAUAUGAUAAUAAUAAUGAAUUAUUUCAAUCAACAAGAAGUCUUCAGUCAUCAAUAUCACUUUCAUCAACAGGUUAUGAUUCAAAUUCAUCACCAUCAAUUAUAUCAAAACGAAAUUCUCUAAUAACAGAUCGUACUAAUGAUCAAUCAUUAUCAAGUGAUGAACGUCAAUCAUUAAAACCUUGGAUAUUACACGAAUCUGGUAUUGGUACUCCAGUAACUAUUGCUAAUUCAUAUUCAAGUGAUGAAAUUUUUGAUAGUACUUCAUUAAAUAGUCGUUCAAAUAUUAAAUUAAAUCAUUCUCCAUCAUCAACUCUUGAACAUCAUCCAAUAUCAAUUAUUCGUCAUGCAACAAUUCGUAAUUCAUCUAGACUUGAUUCACCAUCAAUAUCAUCAGCAUCAUCAACAUCAUCAUCGGCAAAAUUUAUUGUUCAAACAACUUCAUUUCCUGAUAGUACAACAACAACAACAACAAAUGAUAUAAAAACAAAUCAUUCGAUUGAUCGUAGUGAAACAUUUUCUUUAAGAAGAAAUCAUAAAUUAAAUUCAACAAAUUCAACUGGUUUUCAAAUUCAACAACGAUUAUCUAUUCAUAGUCCUAUUGUUAUACAAAAAUCAAUAAAUGAACGAGAAGAAAGUCCAUUACCAAUCGCUGAAAAUCCAUUAUUUAAAAAAUUACCACCAAGAAAACCACCACGAACAUUUGAACAUGAAAAUCGAUAUAAUCAUUUACCAAAAACUAUCGAUCAAAAAGUACCUUCAUUAUCUUCAUCAACAAGUGAUUCACCUACAUUUGAUCUCGGUUCUCGUUCGAUUAGUUGUAUGGAUUUGACUGCAGGUGUUUCAAGUGCUCUACUAUCAAGUGGUCUUUUACCAUUAGAUACAGAUGAUACAAAUAUUGAAUGUAAAUCAAAUAUAUUAUUUGAUAAUAUAAAAAAAUUUGUACCAAAUGAAAAUAUUUAUGAAGAAUUACAAACACCUUUAUCAACAAUUGAUAAACAAGAUGAUGUUCAAAAAUUUUUAUUUAAUAAUAAUAAUAAAACACAAACAAUGAAAAUAUCAUCAAAUUAUGUGACAUUGGGUACAUCAACAAUAAAAACAAAAGUAGAUUAUCCAUUAACAAAUGUAAAAUCUGCAAUGAAGAAAGGUAUUAGUGAACCAAAUCUUGCUAAAACAAAAUCAUCACAUUCAACAUUUUUUUCACCACGUGCUCUUAUUGAUCGUUUUAAACGUAUUCUUCCAUUAUCUUUAUCAAAACAAUCAUUAAAUGAUACUAAUACUGUGACAAUAGAUAGUGAUGAUUCUGUUAGUAUAUCAUCAGAAAAUAAUGAUGAUAUUCGAACAUCAAGACUUGAUCAUGUUAGUCGAGUCAAAAAUAUUUAUGAUUCAUUAAGUAUGUAUAACGCGUAUUACUUUCUUAUUUAG